AUGAAGGCAUCUCUAGUCAUGUUGAUAAAAAGGAUAUUACUGUACAUCCUUCUAAUAAUGCUGGCUCAGAGCAACUAUCAAGUUUACGGAUUUAAUGACACCAAUUGUCUAAUUGAAAUUCAAGUUAAAAGACACUCCCAGUAUAAAAUUAAUGUUGGGAACUAUUUGAUUAUACACUGUCCAGUUCAAUACUGCAAGAAAAAGCCAGUCAUGCAGUGGUGCAAGAUGGAGGUGGAUACAUGUGUGCAGCUGAAGGAGGGCAAAGCAGAAUGGACGUCCAACAUGUUUACUCUGGAGUUUUACCCAGUUCAUCAGAAUGAUAGCGGAUGUUAUCGCUGUCAAGCAACAGAGGACAAGCUUUCCAUUGUGAGCCAUGGAAUAGAGGUUAUUGUUGAAGAAGAGUCUGCAAACAUUAUCACAGUUUCACCAGAAAAUACCACUAGAAUCUCAGAAGAGUCCCAAGAAUUUGGAAACUACAAGAUAUUGCACAUUAUUUAUGCUUCAGCAUCCGUGGGUCUAUGUUGUCCAUUCAUCAUUGUAUGCGUGUUUUGGUGUCUAAGGAGGUACCAUGCAAAUCGAAAGACAACUCCAGUAACCCAACAGAGACAAAAAAGCCUGGUCAGAAGUCCAGCAGCCACUUCAUCCCACACUGUUGGGACAACUCAAGAUUCAGAAGAAAGCUCCUCACUUUACUAUUGUUCCAUGGCUAGCCCACUGCAGGCCUUGCAUGGCAACACAAUUUAUGCCAAUGAUGUGCCGCCCUGGAAUGCUCAGAGGACAGCACCUAAUGCACCUUGCAAUGAUCCUGUUAUUCCUUCCAACCCAGUUUCACCUGAAAGCUCAGAUGUCCUCACAUACGCUACGCUAAAUCAUUCUGCUUCUGCAGAAAGAUGCCAGAGAAGGGAACUAACUGUAGAAAAUGAAUUUACAGAAUAUGCCUCCAUUAAUGUAAAUAAAUAA
Molecule: messenger RNA, 960 nt
Organism: Charadrius vociferus (killdeer)
Lineage: Eukaryota; Metazoa; Chordata; Aves; Charadriiformes; Charadriidae
Gene: BTLA
Product: B and T lymphocyte associated
Exons: 6
Coding region: 1-960 (319 amino acids)
Biological process (GO): immune response-regulating cell surface receptor signaling pathway
Cellular component (GO): plasma membrane
Molecular function (GO): signaling receptor activity
Source: RefSeq, a predicted model, not a curated record